GAAAGAGCGAGCAAGAGACAAGGCUUCCUAUCAUUAUAAACUGCUGUGUUAGUCAUUGUGUUAAAUCAGGAGCUGUCUGGGAUUGGGAAGGCGAGUUAAAUCCUUCUCGGAAUAAACAGGAGUGCAAAGGAAUUUCCAAACUUUUUCCACAUGUGUGUAAAACAUGCUCUUCAUUUCCUCCUCUUCCUCUCCGUGCUGUUCUUCACUUCAGGAUGGCACAGUGUGGCUGCGAUGCAAGUGUACACGUCGGGUCGUGUGCAGGCGGUGAACGGCACAGAUGUCCGGUUGAAGUGCACAUUUCACAGCUCGCAUCCGAUCAAACGCUCAAGUCUCACCAUCUCCUGGAGCUUCAGGCCGCUCCGCCCCGGCAACGAGGAGUCUGUGUUUUACUUCCAUGAGAAGUCAUUUCUUCCAAAUGCGGGUCGUUUCCAGAAGAAAGUGGUGUUUGUGGGAGACAUUUCGUCAAGUGAUGCCUCCAUCCUGGUCCGGGAUGUGAUGUUCAGCUACAAUGGGACGUUCAGCUGCCAGGUGAAGAACCCGCCCGAUGUCCAUGGGAACAUUGGAGAAGUUCAACUACGGGUCGUUGCUUCAGCUCCUUUCUCUGAGAUCGUUAUUCUCGCUGUGGCCAUCGGGGGUGCUGUGCUGCUAGUGAUUGUUGUCCUGGCCAUCUACGUGUUCGUACGGCGGUGUCGAAAAUUUAAAAGGAUGGAUCAAGAAAGACUUCGAAGGGAACGAAAAGACCUGGUGGUGUGGUGAAAGAUGGAUCAAUGAAUGGAGCGGAGGAACAAAACUGAACGUGAUGAUGGAGGGAAAAGCAGGUGUUAAAUAAAGCUGCACUUCCUGUGCAGUCUGCUGUAAACUACCACGUACUUUCACAGCAGAACCUUGGCCACAAAAAUCCUUAAAUGGCAAAGAUCACAGACAGAUGAAAAUGACAAAAUGACGAUUAAACGGUAAAAGAUUGCCUCCGAAGUGCAGUGUGCGCUAAAUCUUCCAGUAAUGCAGCUCAGCUACUGCAGUGUGUCAACUCCCAUAAACACACACUCACUCAUAGGACAUACUAACACUUUCUCCUUUUAUAGAAUUCCAUUACUUUUGUUCUAAUUGAAUGACUAUUCUUGUUUGUCUUAAUUUAUGGAUUUUUUUUUUUUUGCUAGUUUCUGGAUUAGCCUGCUUCCUGUAAUGCUAGUUUCUCUGUUAGCUUGUUUUUUUUUUUUUUAUAAUGCUAGUUCCUAUGUUAGAUUGUUUCCUGUAAUGCUAGUUUCUAUGUUAACAUGUUUCUUGUAAUACUAGUUUCUGGCUUAGCUCAUUUCCUGUAAUGCUAGUUUCUGUGUUAGCCUGGCUCCUGGAACAGUUUGUGGGAAUGGAGAUGAGAGGAAGGGGACAGUUUAUCUGAGAGUAAUGACUUUAGCAAAAUGUACAUGCCUUAUAUUACAGCAUUACAUGCAAUAUACUGUAUAUUGUAUAAGCGAGUGCAUUUGUCGUAUUUGUUUUCACAUUUUAUAAUCUUUUGUUUAAUUCUAGCUACUCUGCAAAAACACCGCUGCACAGUUCCACCGCUGGCAGCCUCUCUUUUGGACAUCAUGCCAUUUUUAAUCUCUCUCUCUCUCUCUCUCUCUCUCUUUGGCAAGCAAAAUCAAGAUGAUGUUUCCUCCCUUCAGUGAAGCUAUUACUUUGCUCUUACUUAAUAUUUCUUCAUUUUGUGUAAAUGAUAUUCAUUUAGGUCCAAAUGUGUGAGCUACCUAAUAUUUUGUUCAGACUGUAAUGUACUUUCCUGACAAUGUUAAAUGAACAAACAAAUCUUACAAUACAGUAAAUA
Messenger RNA from Neoarius graeffei (lesser salmon catfish), 1819 nucleotides. RefSeq names its product myelin protein zero-like protein 2. Gene Ontology annotation, cellular component: membrane. Gene Ontology annotation, biological process: cell-cell adhesion. The transcript has 4 exons. The record is from RefSeq and is a predicted model, not a curated record. NCBI's taxonomy places the organism in Eukaryota, Metazoa, Chordata, Actinopteri, Siluriformes, Ariidae. The coding region runs from base 151 to 756 and encodes 201 amino acids.